Messenger RNA from Astrephomene gubernaculifera, 6909 nucleotides. The record is from the annotation of a GenBank genome assembly. Lineage: Eukaryota; Viridiplantae; Chlorophyta; Chlorophyceae; Chlamydomonadales; Astrephomenaceae.
AUAAUCCUUCUCCAAUCCUGCAGUUUCUGCCUCAGGAUCAUCAAACCAUAGCAGUCAUUUUCUAGAUCGCAUUAACAUGACGCUUAUGCGACUCUCCGAAGAACUUUAGUACACAAGCAAAUGAGCAUGCGACUGUUGACGACCAAACCACAACCCAUACAAUGGACCAACUAGUAUAGGGCCUAUAAACACUACGCCACCGAUGGCUUCCACUAAGAAGUCGGUACAAUUGCCGGAGGAGGGUGAACUGAGCAAAGAGCCGUCCCUGUCGUUUAUACCAGGAUCUGGAACACCCAGUUCAGUCAGUGGCCUAUCCCGAAUAGCUCUCCAUGAUGCUUCGGCAAACCAUGUCUCCAUUUGGCGUGACCCCGACUACCGCGGCGAGCGCGUGACAGAAGCCCCCUCGUCCUCCGCGGCCACUGCAAGGCCGCAUCAGUAUGUCCAAAGGCGUCGGCAGUUGCAUACACAGCCGGAAGCGGCGGUGCCGGGCCGAAAAGGCCCAAGCAACUUUACCCGGUUCCCAGACAUCUAUGCCAAAGCCAACCAACCCACCGCGCCGCCAAACAAUGCCACCCAGCGCCCUUUCCGUACCACCAGCAGCAGCCCCACCCGCCGCAGCAGCCUGGGCGGCGCUGCGCCUUUCAUCGCCGGCGCCACCGUCGCAGGUCCCAUUUCCGCCGCCUGCGGCAACGGCACGUCAGCCGGCCCGAAUAAGGGCCACCUGACAAACACCGCCGCCGCUGCCGCCGCCAUUUUCGCCAUGGCUGGCGGUAGCACCCUCACCGCCGCCAGCAUCGCAUACAAUGCAUGCGGCGGCGCCAUAAACCCCCUGCCUGACAUGGCACGGCCCGCAGCCGCCGGCGGUGGCGGUGGAGGUACCGUCAGUGGAGCGGUGUCGGCUGACGGUGUAGCUGCCGGCGGCGCAGCCGGCAGUGCUGCUGCGGCUCAGCAGCAGCAACAGCAGCCGCCCUCGCAGCAGCGGGUCCUGCAGUCGCAGAACAGCGGUCUGACGGCCACCUCAGCAGCCGCCGCCACUGCUGGCGAGGGCGCCCCCGGAGGCAGCGGCGGGGCGGAGGAUGAGCUGGGAGCGCUGAAGCUGCAGGCGGACGACGUGUUGGGGGACAACGAGCGGCUGCGCAGCCGGCUGGUCAGCCUGCCUAACAUCGUGUGUCGCAGCGCCAAUGGGGACGUGUUUUUGGUGGAGCUGGGGCACGUCCAGGCCAUGCUGCACAAGCGGGCGCUGGGAGAGGAGGGCGUGCAGCUGCUCGGGCGCAUCACACCUCACAACCUCACCACCUCCCUCACCAAGCUUAGCGGCGGCAGCGGCGGCGGCACCAGCCCCACCCGUGGCGCCCUCAUUUCCGCGCGUGUGCGACGGCACCGCCGCAGCAGCCGUCGUGCUGCCGGCCAAGCUGCCGACGGCGAGGACCCCUCCCAGGGCGUCUCUCCCCGCAUCACACGCAGUGCCUCCAUGAUCGCGGGCCGCGGCCGCAACAGCGGCGCAGCGGCGGGGGUCAACGGCGGCGGAGCCGCCGCCGCCGCGGCGGCAGCCGCGGCGGCUGGCGGCAUCACCAGCGGCGGCGCUUCCGGCUCCGUCGAUCCCUGGCUUGAGGAGGAGCUCCGACAGCAUCUGGCGGCAACGGAUGCGCUGGUGGAGGAGCGGCGGCGGCAGCUGCAGGCCAACUGGCGGGCGGGUCGUACGACGGGGGUGUCGCCGGCGGUGGUGGCGCGGGAGGCGGAGGAGGCGAAGCGGGCGGCGGCGAUUGAGUUCGCGGUGAAGUCGUUCGUGCCGCGGCGGUUGGCGCUCAUGGCGCUGCACAUGCAUGCGUCGCGGGUUGGGGAUGAUGUGGAGGAGGAGGAGGAGGCGUCCGCGGGGGCCAGCACGACAGACGGCAGUGCCACCAACGAGCCCGGCACGCGGCCGCCCACCACCACCGGCACUCCCGCCAGCGCCGGCAGCGCCACCGCUCCCGCCGCCUCCCCCCGCAAGGCGGCAGCAGCCAGCCCCGGCGGGGCGCCCCUGGCAGCCGCCGUCAAGAAGGGGCUACUGAAGGUUGGAGGAGGCGGGGGUGGAGGCGGGGGUGGUGCAGCGGCAGCAGCUGCGGGAGCUGGUGACAAACACAACAAGUGGAACAAGGUCCAGGUCGGCAUGGACCGGCUGUACGACCGCAUGCCCUUCAUGAGCAACUGGAUGGCAACCAUCAAGAAGCUGCACCGGGAGGAGGGGGUGGGCUGGGACGAGCUGAUACACGGGGGCGGGGACGACAUGUACGUCAAGGGGAGAGAGGAGCACCAGGGAACAAACAUCUACGUGCUCAAGUGCCACGAGCUGGGCGUCACCCCCAGCACCCAGGUGGUUCAGCAGCUCUCCUCCGCGGACGCCAACAUGUCGCACUGCAAGCUGGGCCGGCAGGGCGCAGCGGCGCUGCGGCACGCGCUGUCCGCCAACGUGACCAUCACCCACCUCAACCUGCAGGACAACCACCUGGAUGCGACGGCGAUAGAAAACGUGCUAGCCGGGCUGUACAACGGCACCAUGGCCAAGCAGCCGCGAGCCAGGAAGCUGCUGGAGAAGAGGUCCUUAGCCGUGGUGCCCUCCCCCACCCGCACCCAGCCCAACUCCGACACGGAGGGGGCAGGUCCACUCACUACCGGCGGCGGCAGCCCCACUAGCGUCCCGCCCCCCCUGCCGCCGUUCGCCGCCUCCGCGGGAGGUGCCAGCAGCGGCGGCGGAGCCAGCAGCGGCACCACCAGUCCUCCUCGCUCCACACGCCGCGCGCCGCCGGGCGAUCUGGCGAUACGGCUCAUCCCUCCGUCGUACACUCGGGAGCAGGAGCAGCGACGACUGGCGGAGGAGGAGCAGCGGCGGCGGGAUGCAGCAGCGGCGGGAGUGGAGGGGGCGGAGGGGGCGGCGGGUGCAGGGGCGUCGCUGGGCGGGGCGGCGGACUCACCCGCUUGGAUGCGGCUGGGGAACGACCCCUCGCGCAUCGCCUCUGUCAGCAUGAGCCCCGGCCAAGCGCGGAGCAGCCUGGUGGGCGGCGCGCUAGCCCGCCCGGGUGACCCGGCGGGUCGGCUGCCGCGCAUCUCGCCGCCACCCAACGCGCCCACCAACCGCCUCACCUGCUCCAUCACCUCCCUGGACCUCUCCAACAACCCACUGGGGAUCAACGGGGUGCGGGCGCUAGCAGACCUGCUGGACCCCACCGUCACUCCGUACCAGUUCGUGAAGCACCUGCUGCUCAACAAGUGCGGCAUCCCCGAGGGCGGCGGCCGGGCGCUGGGCACCGCCCUGACGCGCGGCAACACCCGACUGGCGGUGCUGGGGCUGUCCAACAACUGCGUGGGCAACGGCACGGCGGCGGUGUUUGGGGAGGUGCUGGCGCUGCCCAGCGGGCUGGAGGAGCUGGACCUGAGCUGGAACCAGAUCAAGGCGGACGGUGCCCGGCUGCUUGCGGACGGUCUAGCCCAGAACAACACGCUCACUCGCCUCAACAUCUCCUGGAACGGCCUGGAGAGCCCGGGCGUGGUGGCGCUGGGCGGCAUGCUGGCCACCAACGACUCCCUCACCUGGCUGGACCUCACCAACACGCGCAUGGGGGCGGAGGCGUGCCUCAUGCUGGCGGAGGGAAUCAAGAGCAACCGCACGCUGGAGGUGCUGGUGCUCAACGGCAACUCGGUGGGCGACGACGGCGCGCGCUACCUGAUGGACGCACUCAAGACCAACACGGCGCUCAGAUACCUGGGGCUGCAGGGCACCAACAUGUCCACCGCCGCUCGCGGCCACGGCAGCACCGCCACCUUCAACCCGCUCUCCCCCGACGGCUCCUACCACCUCAACUUGGAGCUGCCCCCCGACCGCGCCGUGGCGCUGCAGCUGUGCGAGAUGGACGCCAGCUCGCCCGCCGACCUGAUGCGCAACAUUCGGCUGGGUGACCGCAACAUACCCUCCGCCAAGUCCAUGCACUGGCCGGAGAGUCUGCCCGUGUCGGGUGUGCUGAACUUCGACUUCGUGACGCGGCGCACCACCAAGGUGAUGAGCGUGAUGGAGGGCAAGAUGUUCACCGCGCUGGCCUCGCAGUUCACGGCUGGCAACAUGAGCGACAAGGAGAAGCUGGCGCUGGUGGAGGUCAUGGCCCCCUUCAACUACAUGUACUGCCAGCAGGCCGCGCAGCUGCUGCGCUGCUUCACCAUCGGCGUGGAGAUGGUGAUGGCGGCCGCGCUGCUGUUCACGCGCUGCGCCGACCUGGACGACAACAUCACGCUGCUCAGUGAGGCGCUGGCGGCGGACGCGAGCCAGGACUCGUUGCAGGACGUGCUGGGAUGGUACUCCUACGUCCGCUUCACCAACCCCUCCGGCCACUACGAGCUCAAUCUCUCCUCCCGCGUCAACCAUGCGCUCGCCACGCGGCUCAAGGACGUGGCCUACUCCGAGCCCGCCGACUCCCUCAACUGGCUCAACGUCAUCUACGACCUCUACACCAACGUGCCCACCAAGGUGCCCAACAACUUUGGGCCGCCCGAGGACUGGAAGGGCCUGGUACCCCAUGUGGGCACGCUGUCGUUUGACUACGUGAGCGGCUGCCUGGCUCCACCCACAGCGCAGCCGGUGCCGGAUGCGCUGCUGAACGACGUGUUGACGCAGGACCUGGGAAUCAGCCUGGACGGCAGCGGCGCGCCCCUCCCCGAGCGCGACCACUCCGCCGCCAGCCAGCAGCUCGCCCGCCUGCGCCCCAUCGUGGCCAACAUGGUGUUCAGCACGGCGCAGGUGAAGCGGCUGGUGGAGGCGUUCGAGGCUCCCCCCCACCGCGUGGAGGUGCUGGUGACCUGCUACUGCCGCAUCAUGGACCGCAACAACCUGUGGAACAUCCUGUACAGCCUCACCCCGCUGGAGCAGGCGCUGUCCAUGUGGCGCCUGGGGCCGGCCAACCUGUUCGACAAGGGACACCCCACAGGCCACUACGUGCUGGACCUGUCCAACCCGCUGCACGAGUCCGUGGCGCGCAAGCUGGUGGACAUGGCGCUCGCCUCGCCCGACCUGCCCAACUUCUGGAACCUGCGCAUCAACGGCGUGCACCGCUCCGUGCACGAGAACCGCAACAUGUGGGGCACCUUCACGGCGGAGACCGCCAGCCCCUUCAUGGAGUUCGACUUCAUUGGGCCGGAUGGGUUCGACCUGCUGGGUCGGAGCAAGGCGGAGGUGGAUGCGCUGGGCCCGGGCGACCGUCUGGACCUGCGCACCAAGCAGGCCCGCCGCAUGGAGCUCUCGCGCGUCAAGACCAUGUACGCCUAUUAUGAGGACGGCAGCGGCUGGCAGCGGCCGCCCUGGCAGAGCCGCCAGCUGCUGAUGCGGCCGCUGGCGGACAAGGCACCCUGGCAGGCGGCCUGGGACCGCAUGGCCCGCACGCUGCUCAGGAACGACCUGCGCUGCGGCGGCAUGGAGGGUGACAGCCCCCUGGAAGACAUAUUCUUCAACCAGACAGGCGGCGAAGACGCCAUGACCGCCGAGCAGUGGGAGGCGCUGCUGCGAGACUGGGGCUACGGCCGCCUCGAGGUCAACUACAUGGCAGAGGCCUUCGAGACGGCCGGCCGGCCCGCCACCGUGGACGACGGCCCCUCCUACAAGCCCUACCAUGUCAAGCACUCCGAGCCCAACCUGACCCUAAGCACCCCGGGAUCCGACGCGGCUUCCACAACCACCACACCCACGUCAGCUGCCAAUACAACCACCACCUCUGCGGCUGCGACCCCGGGAACUGGCGGCACCACACCCUCCAGCCGACUCAACGCAAGCCGGCAGUCGCAGGCGGGGGGCUCGGAGUUCUCCACACCCACCAAGCCCUCGGGGCCGCAGCAAUCGCAGUCACGUGGCAAGGGCGGCGGGGCGCAUGUGGUUGUGGACGUGCCGCCGGCGCAGCUGGUGCCGAACACGGUGGUGGAGUUCCCGGCGUUUGUGGGGCUGUUCAUGCAGGAGCCGCCGCGGGCGUUACGGAACUUGAAUGCGACGGCUGCGGCGGGGGUGGCGGGGGUGGUGGUGUCCAUGCGGUCGAGGCGUGGGAAGGGGCGGUAGGGCUUGAGGAGCUAGCAUGUGUGAAGUAAUAGGAAGUACGAGGGUAGUGGUGUAGGGGGUUGCAAGGUUGUUGCAGCUGAGGUGGAUUGCAGGUGGUUGGAUGGCGGCAGGGUUGGGUGACGGUUGGGGGUUGUGGCUGAGGAAGGGAGGGGAGAGUGCAGAGUGCAUGUAGACGUAGAAAGGAAAGGAUGCAGGGUUGUGUGGUUGGAGGUGGUGUUGGGUUGGCUAGGGUUAGCUAGCAGGACGGCAUGGUGGAACAUGUUGACGGUGGGUACAUAUGAGCACAUGGAGUAGACGGGACUUGCCGGUUAGCUACUGUCUAAAAGGCAAGGAUGGCGGACGGACCUCGGCUCAAGCUCGAAUAGGGCGUGCGAUCAGAUGUGAAGCUGGUACCGGGCUAGAUGUCCUCUUAUUUCAGUUGGCGCCUAGUUUAGGCGCUGUAUGAUACUGUAUUGUAGGAUUUGGUGUCUUGCUCUCGCUUGCACAACCUUGCAUGGUGGUAGUAUUGCGCUGUAUGUGCAUGGCAGAUUGCUAUUGUGUCUUAUGGACACGUGACUGGGCUGAAACUGAAUGCCCAAACAAGCGUACAUGCUGCACAGUUAGCUGCAUUAGUACGGUAGUCGCCUUUUCGCUACUGGAAACGCACCAUCGUCCCUGUGAUAAGUUGUGUGAGUGCACCCCAAUCACCACACGGGCGUUCUUUCACACCUGAGCUGUUGUGUCCAAACUGUUGCCGCCACAAGCAGCUCUUAUAGCAUGUAACCAAGUUAAAUCCUGAUUCAUGCAUGCUGGUGAUGGGUUGGUUCAGGGAGACCGGAAUCCUAUCUAUGCCGUAACCUGGG